Molecule: messenger RNA, 6447 nt
Organism: Salmo salar (Atlantic salmon)
Lineage: Eukaryota; Metazoa; Chordata; Actinopteri; Salmoniformes; Salmonidae
Gene: adamts12
Product: ADAM metallopeptidase with thrombospondin type 1 motif, 12
Biological process (GO): proteolysis; extracellular matrix organization
Cellular component (GO): extracellular matrix
Molecular function (GO): metalloendopeptidase activity
Source: RefSeq, a predicted model, not a curated record
UGGCAAGAAACGAGACACUACUAGCCUAUUACUCCUCCCCUCCCACGCAAAGUUGCUGCUUUCUUCCUUUCUCACACUUUUACUAUGUUCUGUAACCAGCAUAAAGUUUUCCUCAUCAUCCAUGACGCUGGCCGUUGAUGGAACGAAGAGGUCGCUAGACCGCCUAUAAAGCACAAUUGGGACAUCAAUGCCUGUGAAUCUUUUUAAAUCUCUUGAUUUUGGUUAGAUGAAAUAUGCGAUGUCCGCGGGUGAGCCGGGUUCUUUCUCUACUCCAUUCUGUUUUGUUUUUGGCAACAAGCCAUGCCGAGUUCUCGCUGCCUGGCAGCCUCCUCUCUCCCGAUGCAGAAUCAGGUCGCUUUCUCCAGUCCCAGUCAGAUGUGUCCGUGGUCCAUCCAGUCAAAGUUUUCAGAGCUGGACAGUUUCUCUCCCACUCUCUGGCACACCGCUUUAAGCACGGGAGGCAUAAGCGAGACUUGGGGCCUUUGGAGGAACGUGUUUAUUAUAAGGUGAACUACAAGGGUCGUGAUUUGGUUUUCAAUUUAACAGUCAACAACUAUUUGGUGUCGAACGAUUAUAUUCUGGAGAGACGAAAUGGGAGUGUGAACCGGACUGAGCACCGUACCACAGGUGAGAACGCGUGUCACCUGAUCGGCACGGUGACGGAUUCUACUAAUGCACGCGGGACAGCCGCCAUCAGCACCUGUGAAGGCUUGAAAGGUUUGUUUACCUUGCCUGAGGGACCGCACUUCAUUGAACCAGUCCAGGGGUCAACUGAUGGUGCUGUGGAGCGGGAGGGACCAGAGCCCCAUGUGGUCUACCCCAGCAUUACAACGGCAAUGCAAAGACACAAACGCAGCUCUGAGGCCCUGGACACACCGAGCCCCUGUGGGGUCAAAGAUGUGGCACGUGAUUCCCUAGUGGUGGAAAGAGAGAGGGAGGACUGGGAGAGGGAGCAGCAGGAGGAGGAUAGGGCUCAGCAUCGCUCCCAACGCUCCGUCAGCAGAGAGAGGUGGGUAGAGACCAUGGUGGUGGCAGACUCUGAACUGAUUGAAUACCACGGCAGUGACAACGUAGAGUCUUACGUCUUCACCAUCAUGAACAUGGUGGCAGGGAUCUUCCAUGAUGCCAGUAUAGGGAAUGCCAUCCACAUCAUCCUGGUCCGUCUGAUCCUCCUGCAGGGAGAGGAGAAAGGGCUGAAGAUCGUCCACCAUGCAGACACCAGUCUGGCCAGUUUCUGUGCCUGGCAGAAGAACCUCAACCCACAGAGUGACACACAUCCUGCUCAUCAUGACGUGGCCGUGCUGGUCACCAGGAAGGACAUUUGUGCAGGGCUGAAUCAGCCAUGUGAGACCCUUGGUCUGUCCCACCUGUCAGGGAUGUGCCAGCCUCACCGCAGCUGCAACAUCAACGAAGACUCAGGAUUACCUGUAGCCUUCACCAUCGCACACGAGCUGGGACACAGCUUUGGGAUCCACCAUGAUGGCCAGGGGAACGACUGUGAGAUGGAGGGCAGACACCCCUUCAUCAUGUCCAGACAGCUCAUGUACGACACCUCCCCCCUUACCUGGUCCUCCUGCUCCAAAGACUACAUCACACGCUUCCUAGAUCGUGGUUGGGGCUUCUGUCUGGACGACCGUCCCUCAAAGAAGGACCUGACCACGCCACUGGCCCGUCUCGGGAUUCGCUACACCACACAGCACCAAUGCCAACUACAGUACGGCCCCAAUGCCACCUACUGUCACGAGAUCGACAAUGUGUGCCAGAUCCUGUGGUGUUCAGUGAAUGGGUCCUGUCGCUCUAAACUGGACUCCCCCAUAGAUGGUACUCGCUGUGGCCCUGAGAAGUGGUGUAUCUCGGGGGAGUGUGUGAUCGUAGGGAAGCUACCAGAGACAGUGAAUGGGAACUGGGGACAGUGGAGUAGCUGGUCUCACUGUUCCAGGACCUGUGGAGCUGGGGUGCAGUCUGCUGACAGGGAGUGUGACCACCCCAAACCAGAGUUUGGUGGGAGGUACUGUACUGGUGAGAGGAGGCGUUACCGUAUCUGUAACACCAAACCAUGUCAAAAAGCCAAACCUACCUUCAGAGAGAUGCUGUGUAGUGAAUUUGACACGGUACCCUACCAGAACGAACUGUACGAAUGGGUCCCUGUGGCGAGCCCAUCGAGUCCGUGCGAGCUGCACUGUCGUCCAGUGAGUGAACAUUUCUCUGAGAAGAUGCUGGAUGCUGUGACAGACGGAACUCCCUGCUUCAUGAACAACAACUCCAGGAGCAUCUGUGUCAAUGGAGUGUGCAAGGAGGUGGGCUGUGACUAUGGUAUAGACUCUAACGCUGUAGAGGAUCAGUGUGGAGUGUGUCUGGGCGAUGGUUCAUCAUGUGAGACUGUCCAGAUGACGUUUGAUGGCGGGGAUGGUUUCGGCUACGUGGAUGUGGGAGUGAUCCCAGAGGGGGCUCGUGACAUUGUUGUCCAGGAAGUGGAGGAGGCGGGGAACUUCCUGGCUCUGCGGGGUCAGAUGUCAGAGGAGUACUUCCUGAAUGGCCAGUACAUCAUCCAAUGGAACGGGGAGUACAAGGCAGGCGGAGCCACCUUCUACUAUGAACGCAGUGGGAACCUGGAGAACCUUACCUCCUCUGGACCCACCAAACAACCAGUCAUGAUCCAGUUGCUUUACCAGGAGAAGAACCCAGGUAUAAAGUAUGAGUACACCAUCAAGAGGAGUCGCCAGACAGGAAAUGAGGUAAUCAAGUCGGAGUACAGGUGGAGGCAUGGGGCAUGGACAGACUGCAGCACCACAUGUGGGCUAGGUGAGCAGCAGCAGCCUGUCAGGUGUUUUGAGCUGGAGGUGGGUGUGGUAGAUGAGUCUCUGUGUGACCCAGAGAGCCGCCCGGAGGACAGACACCGCAAGUGCAAGAACAUGGACUGCCCCGUCAGGUGGUGGGUGGGGGGCUGGCAGCUGUGCUCUGCCACCUGUGGUUCAGAAGGGGUGAGGAAGCGCACAGUGAUGUGUGUUCGCACGGUGGCAGGGGAGGAGAGGGUCCUCCACCCUGGGGACUGUAAACAGCUGCUCAAACCCAAACCUGUGGUGCCCUGCAACAGAGACCUGCCCUGUGGACCCGACUGGGCCGUGGGCAGCUGGAGCGCGUGCCCAGUAACAUGUGGUGGUAGUGUGCGCUCCCGGACGGUCACCUGCCUGACCGCACCCAAACGAAAGUGUGACAUAGAAACCAUGCCUCGCUCCAAGUCUCUAUGUGCCCUGCUGAGCUGCCCAAGCGCAGGCCUCCGACGACGUCCGGGACCACCCCCUAAAUACCGGCGUGUCUACCCGCCCAAGAGACACCCCACCAGGCAGCCGGUUACACACGCCUGGGGUCCCAGAAGCACCAGCCCCACCGCUACACCCAGAACCAUCACUGUGACUGAGAGAACUACAACCCCCAUCACCACCUCUACAACCAGGCCCCUCCCACCAUCCUCCACAGCUUCUGACAUCAUCGACGUAGAUGACUAUGAGUUGAACCUGAUAGUGGGGAAGAAUGGGAGUGUAGAGGAUAAGAACGUUUUUUUUAUUACGACCAGUCCUACUGAAGAGGUGUACAGAGAGAGGGACAUGAGAGAAAAAGAGGAAGAAGAGAUACAGGAGGAGGGGAGUACAUCUGGUGUUGUGUUUUCAGACUCGGGGGUGAGGUACACCCCGGGGUAUGACUAUGUAGUGGAGGACGUCAUGACAACAGGGAAGGAGGGGCUUAUAGAUUUUGACAUUUUUACCACGGCAACUUCUCUCAGGACUCCCAACCAAUCACCAGCCACUGUGACCACCACCAGGUUACACCCUACAACUACACCACACACAAGUGUCCUAACAACGUCACUUACAACCCCACACACAACCAGAGUACUCCGCACUACCUCCCCCUCAACCCCACAAACCAGCGCUGGACGCAGGGCCGUGACCACCCGCCACUACCCCCUCACUCGCCCCAAAACCACCCCUUUCAUCAACCCUUCCAUCCAACGGACAACCAGGGUGCCCCACACCACCCCACCCCUGGCACAGACAGCGGGGGUGAGGAGUACACCCAAAGCCCCUUACCACAGUAAACAAGCACUGUAUCCCACAACAGAAGGCACUUUCCACACUAGAGAUGCCCCCUACUCCACUAGCCCAUCAUCAGAGGCCCCCCACCCCACUUCCAGGAUCAUUAAGCUGAAGAAGCCCAGUGAGAACCCAAAGAAUGGCAGCUCUGCCCCCCGUUCUAAAAAGCCAGGCCUACUGGCUAAGAAACCUGCCUCACGUUUUAAAGGCCCCUCCCCUCGUUCAAAAGGCAAAGGUCAGAACCAGAAACCAGAAAGUCCCGUAGUGACCUUCACCAGUGACUAUGGCUACCUGAACGCCCAGGAGCCAAUCAGCAUGGAUGUGUUCUGGGUGGUGGGUAACUGGAGUGAGUGUUCUAUGUCAUGUGGCCUGGGGGCAGUGUGGAGGCCAGUGCUGUGUAGCUCCCAGCAGGAAUCGGACUGUGCCAACCUGGAGAGACCGGAACCAGCUCGCACCUGCCACCUGCGGCCCUGUGCCACCUGGCUGAGUGGCAACUGGAGCAAGUGUCCAGAGCGAUGUGAGGUGGUGGGAAGGAGGCAGCGUGAGGUGCAGUGUGUGGAUGGGCAGAAGGGACGUCCACUGAGACCAUUCCACUGCCAAGCCCUUUCCUCCAGACCCCCCAGCACCCUGUCCUGUCAUCCCCAACCCUGCCAGCCCUGGAGAACUUCCCCCUGGGGACAGUGUUCUCGUAGCUGUGGUGGUGGAUUGUGGGAGCGGCUGGUGUACUGCCCUGAGCCGCAGCGCUGUAGCGCCACCCAGAGGCCAAACGACACAGAGACCUGCAACCUGCAGCCCUGCAGCUACUGGGACCCGCAGGACUGGGAGAAGUGCUCUGUGAGUUGUGGCGGGGGGAUGCAGCAUCGCGUGGUGCCGUGUGUCGUUGAGGACUCUAGCUCUGUGGAGAACAGUCUCUGUGACCAGAGAAACAGGCCUGACACAAUCAGGACAUGCAACUUGCAGGAGUGUAAGACUAACACAGGUCUGCUGUGUAGGAAGAACAGCAUGUCGUCUCGGUUCUGUGACAAGUUGAAGCUGCUGGGCCGCUGCUCCCUCAGGUCCAUCCAGAAACAGUGCUGUGUCACCUGUAGAGGGUAAACUCUGACCCGCACUAUACCCACCUCAUGGACCCCUCUCAUACAAAAUACACACAUACACAUCUUCCACACUGCGAUCCUAUUGGUGGAUUUCAUCUCUAGUGCAAUCAGCCAACAGCAGCCUUUUCACCAUCACCAUCAUAAUAACCCCCACAAACUGUCGUUAUCUUCUUUGGGCAGAAAUUCAUGGAGCUAUGGUACUGUGUACUGCUGCUGUGUGCAGUUUGUCUUAGCCAGUCUUGCACCUUCCCAGCUCUUCCAGGGUAUCAGGCCUCCAGCUGCCUCUAAAGAGUUAGUUAUGUCAACUUCUCUCCAAUAUCCCACCUGCUUUCCAAUACUGAUGAAUGUAAACUCAGAAUGUCUACCUGUGUAAUCGGCUGCCAUGUUGUUUUCUAUUCAACGUUCCCCCACCACAGAAAUGAUAAUGACAUCCGGUAACACUGUGUUUACAUCCCCCUUUCAGCUGGUAUUUGCCUGGUAUUUACAAAGACAUUAGGAGGUGACAAUGGGUAUUUUCUGAUACUUAAUGAAUCCCCAAAACAAACAAAUUAGUAAUGAUAAGAUAACUAUUAUGUCAUCAACAUUUUCCAUGUCACUUCUGAGCAGGGAUUGGCAAAAAUGACAAAAUACAAUAACAAAGUACCAUAAAGAUCAAUGUAUCAAAAUAAACCACAAAAUACUUACAUUUUGAAAUGUAUUUAAUUAAAAUACAUGUAUUUUGUAUUUUAUAAUACAGAAGCACUUAGCUGGCCCGAACAGCAACAACAUUCUCAGUAACGGUUACAGAAAUGUUUUACUUGCUAUAACUGUGAUAUGUGGAUAUUAAUUUGCACUGACUGUAUGUCACUCUGGAUAAGAGUGUCUGCUAAAUAACCAAAAUGUAAAUGUAUAUAUGAAAAUGAACAUACCAAAAUGAACUGCAAAGCACACUGGGUAUUAUUAUUGGCCAUGUUUCAGGGUCACGUCUAGAUAGGAUACAGCUUAACCUAAUUCUCCUAACCUGCUACGUUAAUUCUCCUAACCUGCUACGUAAAUUCUCCUAACCUGCUACAUUAAUUCUCCUAACCUGCUACGUUAAUUCUCCUAACCUGCUACGUUAAUUCUCCUAACCUGCUUGCGUAAAUUCUCCAAACCUUCUAUGUUAAUUCUCCUAACCUAAUUGCGUAAAUUCUCCAAACCUGCUACGUUAAUUCUCCUAACCUGCUACGUUAAUUCUCCUAACCUGCUACGUUAAUUCUCCUAACCUCCUUACCUAAAUUCUC